Messenger RNA from Melospiza georgiana, 1517 nucleotides. It is a transcript of the gene JUND, whose product is annotated as JunD proto-oncogene, AP-1 transcription factor subunit. The coding region runs from base 89 to 1033 and encodes 314 amino acids. Gene Ontology annotation, molecular function: RNA polymerase II cis-regulatory region sequence-specific DNA binding; DNA-binding transcription factor activity, RNA polymerase II-specific; transcription factor binding. The transcript has a single exon. Lineage: Eukaryota; Metazoa; Chordata; Aves; Passeriformes; Passerellidae. The record is from RefSeq and is a predicted model, not a curated record. Gene Ontology annotation, cellular component: transcription regulator complex. Gene Ontology annotation, biological process: regulation of cell population proliferation; regulation of transcription by RNA polymerase II; regulation of cell cycle.
GCCUCCCCCCGCCCUCCCCGCCCCGCGCUCGCCCCGGUCCUCCCCCCGCCCCGGCGCCGUUUCCCCCGCAGCCGGGCGGGGGAGGAGGAUGGAAACACCCUUCUACCAUGAUGAUGUGUUGAGCGGCCUCGGCAGCGGCUUCGCUCCGUCCUCCGGCAGCAACGGGCUCCUCCUGCCUUUCCCCGGCGGCAGCAUGAUGAAGAAGGACGCGCUCGGGAUGGCCUUACCGGAACAGGUGGCGGCGGCGCUGAAAGCCCCCGGCGCGGCCAGCGGCGAGGCGGCGGGGCUGCUGGGCUCGGCCGAGCUGGGGCUGCUCAAGCUGGCGUCCCCGGAGCUGGAGCGGCUCAUCAUCCAGUCCAACGGGCUGGUCACCACCACCCCGACCAGCGGCCAGUUCCUCUACCCCAAAGCGGCGGCCUCCGAGGAGCAGGAGUUCGCCGAGGGUUUCGUCAAGGCGCUGGAGGACUUGCACAAGCAGAACCAGCUGGGCGGCGGCGCGGCGGGGAGCGGCGGCGGCGCGGGCGGCGGCGGCGGGGGAGGAAGCGGCGGCGCGGGCGAGCUGCCCGCCGCCGGGAUGGCCCCGGAGCCGCCGGUCUACGCCAACCUCAGCACCUACCCGGCCGUCAGCUACGCCGCCGACCCCGGCCCGUUCGCGGCGCCGCCGCCGCGGCUGCCUCCGCCGCCGCCCCCGCCGCCGCUAAAGGACGAGCCGCAGAUCGUGCCGGAGGUGCCGAGCUUCGGGGAGAGCCCCCCGCUGUCCCCCAUCGACAUGGACACGCAGGAGCGCAUCAAGGCGGAACGGAAGCGGCUGAGGAACCGCAUCGCCGCCUCCAAGUGCCGCAAGAGGAAGCUGGAGCGGAUCUCCCGGCUGGAGGAGAAGGUGAAGAGCCUCAAGAGCCAGAACACGGAGCUCGCCUCCACCGCCAGCCUGCUCCGCGAGCAGGUCGCCCAGCUCAAGCAGAAGGUGCUCAGCCACGUCAACAGCGGCUGCCAGCUCCUGCCCCAGCACCAGCACCAGGUGCCGGCCUACUGACCCCGGGCGGGCCCCAGCCCGGGCACGGACCGAGGGGUACCGGGGGAGCGCCCGCCCUGUCCCGGCCAUGGACCGAGGGGAGCGGGGGAAGCGCUCAUCGAGCCCCGGGAACGGACCGAGGGGUCCCGGGAACGGACUGAGGGGAGCGGGGGAAGCGCCCGCUCUGUCCCGGGAACGGACCGAGAGGACCGAGGGGAGCGGGGGAAGCGCCCGCCUUAACCCGGGCACGGACUGAGGGGUCCCGAGGAGAGGAAGAAGAGCGAUGAUCGCCCUCCAUCUCCCCGGACACGGACCGAGGGCUCUGAGGGGAGAGAACCGGGACCGGCUCCGGACGGCGGGCCCCGAGCACGCCCCGCUGCCCGCGGAGGAGGGAGCGGCCGGGGGGGUUCCCCGCCGCGCACGGACUGCGAGGGGCUCGGGCCGCCCCCCCCGGGCCCCUCCGCGCCCCACACAUUCCAGUGAGGUCCCAGUAAAGCCCCGCGAC